This is a messenger RNA of Lactuca sativa (garden lettuce), 819 nucleotides long. The record is from RefSeq and is a predicted model, not a curated record. NCBI's taxonomy places the organism in Eukaryota, Viridiplantae, Streptophyta, Magnoliopsida, Asterales, Asteraceae.
GAAGGAGAAGGAGAAGCAAGAGAGAAAAUGAAAACAGAUAACUAUAAUCGUGCGCAUGGGCGGAUUAUGUAUAGGGCCAGGAGGGGCUUUGCCCCCCUGAUAUUUGGGGUUAGAAAUAGCAAAUAUAUCUUCAAAAAUUUUAAUUAUAGGCCUCUUAAUGUCAAAAUUGGGCUGUGGCCCCUACUGAUUUCAGUCCGAUUUCCAAAGCAAACGACAAUAAGUCAAAAUCGAUUUGUAUCUUACCCAGUUCCUCCCCCAUCGUAUCCUCCCCCAUCAUCGCUAGUCGCUACCUCCGUACCUCGCUCAAUCGCUGCCUGUCGGUCUCGCCAUUCACCACUGCAACAUCUGGUCACUGGAAAUCAGAAAAUCAAAGUGAAUGGGGGACCACGAUGUGCUGGAUUGUUAGAAAACUUCAUAUUGAAUUGGAGUGUGGGAUGCCUGCCAGUCACCACUGUCCAUCGUAGCUCCGCCGGUCACCACCGUCCACCUGCUGUUGAGCUGUUCUGCACUUCUGCUGUUCUUUCUGGUUCACAGAACUAAAGAAAAUCAGGUAUGCUCUUGAGUUAUCUCUCGUUCGGCUAUUAUGUCUUCUCUCUUUUCCAAUUCUACUGGAAAUUAGCGGUCAAUCUAUUUAGUCUUGAAACUUGAGUAUUGAAUUUGUUUCCUCCACUUCGCCAUUUUGCUUGUUGUUGGGAUUUGGUGUACAACUAAUUAUGAUUUUCACACACAUUUAAAUGGAUUUGUGCAGAAAAUUGCUAAUGUUUGUCUAGAAUGAAUUGAUUGAUGCGUAAUAUGAAUUGUUCCUCCAUUUGCUUGUUA